AUGUGUGGAUCUCUCAUUACUCCCUUCUUUCCCCCUUACGCCGAUAAAAAAGGAAUAUCCUAGACCACUUUGGGAUUGAUAAUAGCUGCUGGUCCCUUCGGUGGAUUAUUAGCUUCAAUUAUAAUUGCUAAAACUUUGAAUCACAGAAACAGGAACAAAUACAUAUUAAUUGGAGUGUUGGGAGAACCUCUAAGUUUACUGUUUUUUUCCUUGACUGACCUUUUUGAAGAUAAAGUUCCGAUCAUCAUAAUUGCAUCUAUAGGGAGAUUUAUAGGAGGAAUUGGAACAUCCUUAUUUUUGACACCUUUCUUUGGGUAUAUUCCAAUUUUAUACCCCAAAGAUGUUGAAAAAAAAGUGAGCAUUAGUGAAGCAUUUAGUAGCGUAGGAUUUUUUGCUGGGCCUGCAUUGGGAUCAGCUCUGUAUGCUUUGGGAGGUUACUUGACUCCGUUCCUAGUAUUUAGUUCGUUUGGAUUCCUCUCGUUGCCAUUUUUAUAUGCAGCAUUGUAAUCUGUGGGGCCAAAAAAAUAUUAAGUGGAAGUGUAAAGAUAGAUUGCAGAAAUCGAGGAAACAAAGAAGUUGACAGAAAUUUAGCAAACUCUUUUGGCAACUCAAUAAUUAGAUGGGGAACAACGAUUAACUUUCCUUUCUUUGGUUCAACAUUACCCAGUUGUUGUUAUUUUUUGGGUUAUAACCCUAGUAAACAUUUGCAUGACAUACUUCCAACCAAUCUUAUCAAUCUACUUUACAAAGCAAUACGAUUUUGACGAGGGCUAAAUCGGCUUCAUCAUGACGAUAGUAUCCUUGGCUUACACUUUAGGAUGUUAUCUUUGCGGAUAUAAUAGAAACUAUAAACGAGAAAUGGCUUGCAUUUGUUUGUUUUUCUUUGGUUGUUCCUAUUUCUUGGCUGGUCCUGACACUGAACUCAUUCAAGUUCCCCAUAAAUUGUGGAUUGCUCUGAUGGCACAGUUCUUAUUGGGAGUUUUGAGUGGUCCUGCUUAUGUUCCUUCUCUGCCUGUGUUGAAUGAAUUCUUGUUGUUCCAUUAUCCAAUUCAGACCAUCAGAGUGGCCACUUAUUCUUCUGCUUUAUUGACUAGUGGAAUGUUUAUUGGUCAGUUAACUGGACCCAUAAUUGCAGGUAUUUUGGGGGAUGAAUAUGGAUUUGAACGAGCUUGCAGUAUUUUGGGAGUCAUCAUUAUUGUCACGUCGUUUAUCUAUGUUCCAAUCAUAUUUAUGAAGUCUAAAAAAGAAAAUAAAUAAGCAUUAUUAUCAUGAUCAUUUGUAUAUAAAAAUUGACAUCAAUAAUUUAAUA
Paramecium tetraurelia is the source of this 1309-nucleotide messenger RNA. RefSeq lists its product as uncharacterized. The transcript is spliced from 5 exons. The record is from RefSeq and is a predicted model, not a curated record. Gene Ontology annotation, biological process: transmembrane transport. Lineage: Eukaryota; Ciliophora; Oligohymenophorea; Peniculida; Parameciidae. Gene Ontology annotation, molecular function: transmembrane transporter activity.